AUGUUUGCCCGAACAUUUCUCUUGGUGAUUGCCGCCGCAAGCGCUGCAAACUCGCUGGCCAUCCAGUAUAGCCAGCUCUCCGACCUCCAGCCCGCAACCUGCCUCCCAUCAACCUGCGGUCACAACGGGUCCGUCGUCUGCUACAAUGACGAGCAAUACUGCCAUGCCGAGUCAGACCAGCCCAACUAUGUCGGGGAAAGCUUAGGUCUACCCUGCCGCAACGAAACGGUCUCGCCCAAGUAUCCCAUAACAAAGGCCUGUGAAGAAAGCAAGCUCGCGCCUUAUGAUGAGACCAAGAUACCCGCAGAGUGUUACAACACAUUGUGUGCCGCGAUGGAUGGAAAAGCAAAAGGGCUCUGGUGCCUGUAUUUCCCCGAAGGCUGGACCGGGAUGCAGUACAAGAAGCUAGGGAUGGAGUGUAGCCCGUCAGAAGGGAAAUGA
This is a messenger RNA of Pyricularia grisea, 441 nucleotides long. RefSeq lists its product as uncharacterized. The coding region runs from base 1 to 441 and encodes 146 amino acids. The transcript has a single exon. The record is from RefSeq and is a predicted model, not a curated record. Lineage: Eukaryota; Fungi; Ascomycota; Sordariomycetes; Magnaporthales; Pyriculariaceae.